CCCGCGAAGAAGAACUAUCUUGCCGGUUGUUGAGCUUUUCAGUUUUUGUUUUAGAAAAGUUUUUCAAAAAUAAAAAAACAAAAACAUUCGUUUUACAAGUUCGUUAGUUGAGUGUUUAAUUGAGCAGUAGACGUUAUCACCGUUGUCAACAUGUCACGGGUGGUGUUAAUGGUGGCUGAGAAACCAUCCGUGGCUGAGUUGAUUGCUCAGAAAUUGAGUACAAGGGGUAUGAGAUCAAGGAAAGCUCUAAAUGGCAUUCCGGUUCAUGAGUGGGAUGGUACGUUUCGAAAUCAAAACGUCCUCUUUAGAAUGACUGCUGUGACUGGACAUGUUUUUGGAAUGGAUUUUCCAGCAAAGUUUAACUCUUGGGAUAAAGUCGAUCCGGCUGAUUUAUUUGAAUGCCCUAUUGCCAAAUCUGAGUCUAAUGAGAAACAGAGGAUACCAAUAAUGCUAAGGGCUGAAGCACGAGGAGCUGAAUAUCUGAUUCUAUGGCUAGAUUGUGAUAAGGAAGGGGAAAAUAUCUGCUUUGAAAUUAUUGACAUUUUGCAUGAGAAUAUGCGACUUGUUCCAGCACAGACUCUGUUCCGUGCAAGAUUCUCUGCACUAACGGAACCUGAUUUGAAGGUGGCAAUGAAUACUUUGAGCGUGCCAAAUGAAAAUGAAUCUAAAAGCGUGGAUGCGAGACAGGAAUUGGACCUUCGAAUUGGUUGCUGUUUUACACGGUUUCAAACGAAAGUUUUUCAUGGAAAGUAUGGAAGUUUGGAUUCAAGUUUGAUUUCAUAUGGUCCAUGUCAAACGCCAACACUUGGAUUUUGUGUGAAAAGGCACGACAAAAUUCAACAAUUUAAGCCAGAAAAAUUUUGGGGAAUCAACGUCUCUGUGGGUCUUGAUGAAGGUAAAGAAGUAAGUCUUGAGUGGCGACGGAAACGGUUGUUUGAUAAAGAAUCGGUCGAAUUUUUCAUGAACACGUUGCGGGACAGUAAAACGGCGGUGGUAUCAUCUGUCAAAAAGAAAGAAUGUGUCAAGAAACGCCCAACGGGUUUAAACACGGUUGAAAUGUUGCGGUUGGCUUCCUCAAAAUUGGGAAUGUCUCCCCACCACACAAUGCAAAUUGCUGAAAGAUUGUAUACUCAGGGAUAUGUGAGUUAUCCAAGAACUGAAACAACUCAGUAUCCAGCCAAUUUCGACUUUCGAGGAUUGGUUCGUCAAUUUGCAAACCACGACGAAUGGUCUGGCUAUGUCAACACUGCAGGAAUUGUUAAUCCAACUAAAGGUCACGAUGCUGGAGACCAUUCACCAAUUACACCGUUGGUUGCAACACAUUCAGCAACGUUUCAUGAUGGAGAUUCUUCAAAGUUGUAUGGAUUCAUCGUCCGAUACUUUAUCGCUACGGUGACCGAAGAUUGCACUUAUUUGGAAACAAACAUCGACUUUAGUAUUCAAGGAGAAACUUUCAGCUUUCAAGGAAAGGAGAUUAUUAAUCCUGGAUUCACCAGAGUUUAUCCAUUCACAGUGAUUUCUAGUGAUGACCAAAUUCCGCAAGUGAAACAAGGAGCAAAUUAUUCUAUUAUUGAGAAAAAGUUAUAUGAAUCAGAAACAAAACCACCAGAUUACCUGACAGAAUCUGAACUAAUUUCUUUGAUGGAAAAGCACGGAAUUGGUACAGAUGCUUCGAUUCCUGUCCACAUAAACAAUAUUUGUCAACGAAAUUAUGUCUCUCUUGCUGCAGGCAGAAAACUUAUCCCAACCGAUUUGGGAAUCAUUCUUGUUCAUGGAUAUUUGAAAAUUGAUGCAGAGUUAGUGCUUCCAUCGAUGAGAUCAGAAAUUGAGAAACAAUUGGAUCUGAUUGCACGAGGUGAAGCUACAUUGGGACCAGUUGUGGAUCACGCUUUAGAUAUAUUUAAAGCAAAGUUUCUAUACUUUGUUAAAAAUAUUGCCGAAAUGGAUGAUUUAUUUGAGGUAUCAUUUUCAAAGCUUGCUGGUGCUGGCAAACCAUUCUCAAGAUGCGGAAAAUGUCGUCGAUACAUGAAACUAGUGGACAGUAUAUCUAGCCGUCUCCACUGCACAAAUUGCAACGAUACAUACAGCGUCCCUCAAGGAGGAACUUUAAGAGGCUACAACGAUGUUCGAUGUCCUCUCGAUGAUUUUGAACUGAUUGCGUUUAGCGCAGGCAGCAAAGGAAAAAGUUACACAUUUUGUCCAUAUUGUAUUAAUCAUCCUCCUUUUCCAGGAAUGCGUAAAGGAAACGGAUGUAAUAAUUGUCAACAUCCAACUUGCCCUUACGGAUACAGUAUGAAAGGGAUUUGUGCUUGUGAAGAAUGUGACAAUGGGCUCCUUGUCCUCGAUCCGGCAUCAGGACCAAAGUGGAAAAUUGUUUGCAACAAAUGCGACGUUUUCAUCAACGUGUUUGAGGGUUCACGUAAAGUCACCGUAAUAGACGAGUCUUCCUGCGAAUCCUGUGAAGCUCAAAUGGUUAUUGUCGACCUCCCAAAAAAAGCUGGCGAAACUGGAGAGAAGAAAGGAUGCAUAUUUUGCACCGAAGAAUUUGAGCCAUUCGUUGAGAAACAUCGAGCUCAAAAUACUCGACCAUCGGGUCGCGGAGGACGUGGAAGAGGACGCGGUCGUGGUCGUGGGAGGGGACGCGGCAGGGGCAGACGAGGCAGCCGUGGACAUUAAUUAUCUAUUAUUCAUGCACACACGCAUGUACUAAAAACCUACCUAAAAGAAAGAGGAGGUUAAAUACCAAUCUCAAAGGUUAUUACUCCAGAUUAUACUCUUAUUCAUUGUGACAACUUAUAAUGUACGUGUAACACAAAGUUGUUCCAUUCAAAAUUAAUCAAACAUUGUAUUAUUAAUAACACUCAUACCGGUACACAAAUAUUAUAUACGUUUCUCUCUGUGUGUGAAAUGUAAUGUAACAAUUUAACAAUAAUAAUAUUUAUAUCAAGCAUUUAUUUUUGGUAUUGUUGUUAUCUGUGGUGAUAUCUUUAGAAUAAAAAAGCUAGUAGUUUGGCAAAUAAAUGUGUUCACACUUG
Molecule: messenger RNA, 3035 nt
Organism: Folsomia candida
Lineage: Eukaryota; Metazoa; Arthropoda; Collembola; Entomobryomorpha; Isotomidae
Gene: Top3beta
Product: DNA topoisomerase 3-beta-1
Exons: 18
Coding region: 151-2676 (841 amino acids)
Biological process (GO): DNA topological change
Cellular component (GO): nucleus
Molecular function (GO): DNA binding; DNA topoisomerase type I (single strand cut, ATP-independent) activity
Source: RefSeq, a predicted model, not a curated record